Messenger RNA from Ricinus communis (castor bean), 2541 nucleotides. Its product is annotated as solute carrier family 40 member 2. The record is from RefSeq and is a predicted model, not a curated record. The transcript is spliced from 8 exons. Gene Ontology annotation, biological process: iron ion transmembrane transport. Gene Ontology annotation, cellular component: membrane. Bases 858 to 2297 code for a protein of 479 amino acids. Lineage: Eukaryota; Viridiplantae; Streptophyta; Magnoliopsida; Malpighiales; Euphorbiaceae. Gene Ontology annotation, molecular function: iron ion transmembrane transporter activity.
GGCAGCAGGUUAGAUAAAUUUAUUAAGAAAACUAAUUUGUUGUUCGAUUUCCUUUGAACCUAAUUAGUUCCGUUAUCUACUGUGAUCGAGGAGUCAUUAGUCAUAGCUGAUGCCUGAUGAAUGUUUAGCAUUUGGUAGGAUUAUCAGUAUCUAUUGCUGGUAGUAUGUUAAACGCACAGUAAUACAUUGACAAGUUAACCAAAAGAAUUAGUACACAAAUGAUCAGAAUAGCAUGGGAUCCGCUUUAAUUAAAAGAGAGUUUUAAUAUGAUAUAUCAAAGAUUUUAGAACCCGGUCGAAAUUUCACAAUGGAUAAUGGAGAAAAGGGUGAUAAGGGGAGCAAUCCAUUUUGAAUGCAAUAAUCAUACAGGAAAAGAGUAAUCAGUGGAAGCAGUCCUUGAAUCUAACUAUACUGGCUCUUCUCCUUUAGCUUACUCGGACCCUAGAUUUGCACUGCUAAGGCUCAGAAUGAAAGCAUACUAUAUUUUUCAUUUUUGUCCUAUGUUUGGCAUUUUCUAUGUACAGCACAAUGCCAAAUUGGUAUUGGGCUUGCUCCAAUUAUUGGAAAAUUAAUGUCUACUUACAAAAGGAAUAAAUGAGACGUAACAGGAAAUAUAUAGCAGAAUCACAACAAUAUAACCGUAAUCUAAUGUUAAAUAAAUUCGGCGAUAUAGUUUAUUUUUCUAAAUAAAAAAAACAAAACAGAGACAAAAAGUAGUGUUGAGUCACCUCUGGAACAGGACAACACACCAAAAAGAGCUUCAAGCUUUAAAAAGGGUAUAGCAAUGGCAGAUGGAUUUGGGAAGCAGAAUCCAAUUGAAUUGAAUCUUGAAGAGAUAAUUAAAAGAAGACGUAAGAAUGGAGGUUGAAAUGUCUCCACUCAACCAACAGCAUCAACAAGAACAACAAAAACAACCAUCUUCUUCUCAACAACAUCCUCUCUCUAAAUCUCUGAUUACAUGUUUGUACAUUGGCCAAUUCUUGGCAAGAUGGGACUCCAGAAUGUGGGAAUUUUCUGUUGGUCUUUACAUGAUCAAUCUGUGGCCAAAUUCUUUAAUCCUUGCUGCUAUCUAUGGAGCUACUGAAUCUGCCACUAUUGCUGUCUUUGGUCCUUUAGUUGGACAAUGGGCAGAGAAGUUGUCAUAUGUUAAGGUUCUUUGGAUUUGGUUGGUGAUGCAGAAUCUCUCCUUUAUGAUUGCUGGAUGCUCAAUAAUUGUGUUGCUAGUCUUUCCAACAUUGAAGUCCACAAAUUUCACAGCAUUCAUCUUUCUUGUAAUUUUGACCAACAUUUCUGGAGCUGUUGGUGUGCUUUCCACCCUUGGUGGUACCAUCUUAAUAGAAAGAGAAUGGCUAGUGGUUAUAUCAGAAGGCCAUCCUCCAAGUGUACUAACAAAAAUGGAUUCGAUCAUCAGAAGAAUUGAUUUAACCUGCAAGCUUCUUGCUCCACUUGUUGCUGGUUUCAUAAUCAGUUUUGUGUCAGUUAAAGCCUCUGCUACGACUUUGGCUAUCUGGAACAGUACAGCAGUAUGGCUGGAGUAUUGGCUUUUUACAUCUGUAUAUAAAGGGAUUCCAGCUUUAGGUGAAAGUAGCCGAAAGAAGAUUACAAGACUUUCACCAAGUAAUCUGGAAGAGGGCACAACUGUUACCAAAGAGCCAGAGAACCUGCAUCCUCAAAAUAAAGAAAAUACAGCAUUGGUGGAAAAGGGAUGGAGGAGGAGAGUCUCUGAGUGGAUCGCAAAGGGCCCUUUUGUUGGCGCUUGGAAUGUUUAUUUGCACCAAGAUGUUGUGCUCCCUGGAGUAGCUCUGGCUUUGUUAUAUUUCACAGUUCUCAGCUUCGGCACCUUGAUGACAGCUACUCUAAAAUGGCAAGGUAUACCUGCUUUUGUCAUUGCUAUAGCACGCGGAAUAAGUGCAACAAUUGGAAUUGCAGCAACUGUUGUAUACCCAAUCUUGCAGUCUCGCAUUUUGACUCUGAGAACAGGACUCUGGUCAAUCUGGUCUCAGUGGAUUUGCCUCUUACUAUGCGUCGGUUCGAUAUGGGUCCAAAAUCAUCAUCUGGCGGCAUAUAUGCUGAUGGCUGGAGUGGCGACAUCUCGUCUUGGCUUGUGGAUGUUUGACUUAUCUGUCAUCCAGCAAAUGCAGGAUCACGUUCCUGAAUCCGAUCGUUGUGUUGUGGGAGGCGUUCAGAAUUCUCUUCAGUCUUUUCUGGACUUAUUAGGUUACAUGAUGGGAAUAAUCAUCUCCAAUCCAAGGGUAUCCAUCCCUGGAUUUUACCUUUUCUACAGCAAUUUUUUGUAAUAUGCCUCUCUCGGACAGAUAUAUUGGAUCUUGUCUUGGACGAGAAUCCAAUCUUCUCGGCAAAAAGGAGCAUGAACAUUUUAUUUUAGAAAUAGAAUCAAGUGAUAGAGUUUCACUGAUAAAACUUGAAAUCUCCUUGAUCAUCAGAAGCUGAUUGACACAUGUACUGUGUUAAGCAAGCUAGAAUAAGUCAGUACGUAGAAGAAAAUAUCCCUCCAAGGCACUAUCUGUUGUCCAAAAGACU